Xylaria bambusicola is the source of this 932-nucleotide messenger RNA. RefSeq lists its product as uncharacterized. Bases 323 to 595 code for a protein of 90 amino acids. Lineage: Eukaryota; Fungi; Ascomycota; Sordariomycetes; Xylariales; Xylariaceae. The record is from RefSeq and is a predicted model, not a curated record. The transcript has a single exon.
CGAAUAAUUAUGGCACCGUAGAAUUAGGUAUGCUAGGCUAUUUUUGAUGCCUAGUCUUCUUCUACCUAACGGGCAAUCGUCGCUCUUUACAGUAAUCUAGAGUAGUCACUCAAGCCCACAGCGUACUUGUAUCAUUGUCAUAAGCGAUGAACAAUUAGCACUCUUCACGCAAUGGCCUCAACUGACAGGUAUCCUUGAUGAUAACUAGCCAUUGAUGCUUGACCAUGCCGACCUUCUCAAGGACAAUAUCCAUGUUAAUCCGCACACAGGUGCUAUCCUAAGUAUCUAUAACUAGAGAGACGCCGAGAUCAGUCCUUUUGGCAUGUCUCUAGAGGGCUUGAAACUAUUGCUUGGAAUCCGCAAGAUGAAUGAGCAUGGUUGGAGUUACUUCCCAAGCUCCCAGAGCAGUUCUGGACUACCUCCUACCGUUGCUUGGGCCUAUCGUCUGAAGUGUAGCAGAAAAGUAUCGCGAUUGCGAGGCGGAUUGAUCUCUUCCCGGAGAAGGGGUUCAUGGGGACGACCAUGGCAAUUUGAGCCCAGCCACAGAGGAAAACUUAGACCUACCUAUGUACCUCGGCAUUGUUGUUUUCUCUAAGCUUAGGAUCCGGUUAUCGAAGAUUGGCGAUUAUUGACGUUAUCGAAGCUAUGGAUGGUGGCGGAUGUGAGAAUUGCUGACAAAAACUUCCUUUGGCCGGAUAUGUGUGAGGCCUGGCUCACGGGAGGAGCCGAGCCCUUAUGCUCCUGAAAGUCCAUUCUCGUAGUUCUAGGUCUUGAUGAGAUACUUACUAGUCAAUUUGACCGUUAAGACUCGAUAGAUGCCCACGACAACCCAGUUGCCUGGAUACUUACAUUGAGCCCCCGAGCGAAAGCGGUGAUGCGUGCAUUCAGGAGAGACCUUUACCUACCUCUAAGUACAUACGGACUGAGCACCU